Molecule: messenger RNA, 3462 nt
Organism: Colletotrichum graminicola M1.001
Lineage: Eukaryota; Fungi; Ascomycota; Sordariomycetes; Glomerellales; Glomerellaceae
Product: SNF2 family domain-containing protein
Exons: 2
Coding region: 1-3462 (1153 amino acids)
Biological process (GO): transcription-coupled nucleotide-excision repair
Cellular component (GO): nucleus
Molecular function (GO): ATP binding; ATP-dependent chromatin remodeler activity
Source: RefSeq, a predicted model, not a curated record
AUGGCAACCAACGAUGAAGGUAACCAGGACAGUGAUGAGUCCGUCAAGGAGAGAAGCAGCCCAGCCUCCACCACCUAUAAUCCCCCAGAUGUACCCGAAUCCCACUCAAGGGACCAUUCUGACGAAGCUGCAUUGCUGCGGAAUAUCACGGCCGACAUCAGGGAUCAAGAUGACUUGGAGCGUGACAUCACCACACAAGCCAACGCUGCUUUGAUUGAAGCAGAAGACAAGAAAGACAAGCAGCGCAUCGAAAAACUAGAGGCCAGCAAAGAGAAACUCGAAGCCAAGCGGAUCGAGCAGCAUAAGAAGCUGGAAGGAGCCCGUCGUAACCCGUAUCAGUCACGAAAUUUUCAAAAGGAAAUUGAUAAGCUCGAUCUCGAGAUCAAUCGCAUCAUCAACGACAUAUCCGACUGCCAGGCCCGCAUCGAUAAGAGGCAAGAGGAGGUUUCAGUCAAUGAAAACCCGGCCAAGAGCAAGUCCCAGAGACUACCUGGCGAGUCGAAUCGAGAGUUCCUCGUCCGAACCGGAAAGAUCACCCCUUUCUCCAACAUUGGAGGCGAGCGACCCGCUGGUUUUGAAGGCAAACUCGCAGAAGUUCUCAUUGAAGCCGAGGAAGAUGCAGCAGCCGAGGAGCUCCGCAGCGACGACGAGGAACCCAAGUCCCACCAAGUGCUGCGAAUGCCUGGGUUCGAAGAGCAACCCCAAACAGCGCCGAACUCUGUCGCGGGUGAGUUCUCUCUUCGACCAAGAAAGAAGCGCAGGACGGAGAACGACGCGUCCUCGGACGAUUUCGAUCCGACGGCUGCCAGCUCGCCAGAAAGCCAGUAUGCCUCUGACACCAGUGAGGAAGAAGCAACUGGCCGCAAGCGAAAGAAGGGCAAGACAAAGAAGAAGGCUGCAGACGCCACAGUCACUGUCAAUGGAGCAAAAAUCGAUCUAAGCAGUGUUGACGAUGGGAAUGAGGCCGUCUACCAAGCACGCCUUGCCGACUGGGUCCGAAGACGCAGGAGAGCACGCCAACAGAAGAAAGGACAUGAUGAGCCUCCUGCGGUGGAGGAUAACGGCGAAGAAGAAUGGUUCAAGCCAUCGCCCGACCAUCCAGAUUAUGAGUUUGGCGACAAUCUCAAACUGAAGCUUCCAGGAGACAUCCAUCCAUCUCUGUUUGCUUAUCAGAAAACUGGUGUUAAUUGGCUUGCAGAGCUCUAUGAACAGGGCGUGGGCGGCAUCAUCGGGGACGAAAUGGGUCUGGGAAAGACAGUGCAAGCGAUUGCCUUUGUUGCGGCGUUACAUUACAGCAAAAUACUCGACAAGCCCGUCAUUGUUGUCGUCCCAGCCACUGUGAUGCAACAGUGGGUCAAUGAAUUCCACCGGUGGUGGCCCGCCUUGAGGGUGUCGAUUUUGCAUUCGUCAGGUAGCGGUAUGAUAAACGUGAACGAGGAUGAUGAUGACGAACCUUAUAGCGGCAGUGGCAAGAACGGCCCCGCCGCGCGCCAGAUCAUCAAGCGUGUUGUCAAGCAUGGCCAUGUUCUGGUCACAACCUAUGCCGGCUUGCACUCUUACCAGGAUGAGCUUUUGUCCUACGAAUGGGGAUAUGCGGUUCUUGAUGAAGGUCACAAAAUUCGGAACCCGAACGCAGAUAUUACGAUUGCUUGCAAGAAGCUCAACACACCACAUCGCUUGAUUCUCUCAGGCACGCCAAUCCAGAACAACUUGGUCGAGCUUUGGUCACUGUUCGAUUUCAUCUAUCCCAUGAGAUUGGGCACGCUCGUCAGUUUUAGACAGCAGUUCGAGAUGCCCAUCCGAAUGGGUGGCCAUGCAAACGCUACCAAUCUGGCUGUUUUGACGGCUGAGAAGUGCGCAACGACCCUCAAGGAGGCCAUCAGCAAGUAUCUUCUUCAACGACUCAAGACCGACGUUGCAUCAGACCUUCCAGAGAAGACGGAGCAGGUGCUGUUCUGCAAGCUGACUCCAGAGCAAAACGAAGAGUACGUCAGGUUCAUUCAUUCGGAUGCUGUCUCCCAGAUUAUGGCCAAGAAACGACAAGCAUUGUACGGCAUCGAUAUCCUACGGAAGAUUUGCAAUCAUCCGGACCUUGUCAAUGUUAGAAAGAAGGGCCAGCCGGGUUACGAUUGGGGAAACCCCAGAAGAUCUAGCAAGUUGCAGACAGUGGGCGAGCUCCUUCCGUUGUGGAAACGAUUUGGCCACAAGACGCUCCUGUUCUCCCAGACCAAGAUCAUGCUUGAUAUACUGCAAGAGUUUAUUGGUAAAAUGGAGGGGAUGAACUACCUUCGAAUGGAUGGCGAAGUGGCUGUGGAGAAGAGACAGGCCUUGAUUGAUCGGUUCAAUCACGACCCAUCGAUCCACGUCUUUCUUCUCACCACGAAGACGGGUGGUUUAGGUGUCAACCUGACUGGCGCAACUAGAAUUGUCAUAUACGACCCCGACUGGAACCCAUCUACAGACUUGCAAGCCCGAGAGAGAGCUUGGCGACUGGGCCAGACGAAACCGGUCGCAAUUUAUCGACUGAUGACAUCGGGCACCAUCGAGGAGAAAAUCUACCACCGUCAGAUCUUUAAGCAAUUCAUGACGAACAAGGUCCUAAAGGACCCGAAGCAGCGGGCCAACUUCGACCUGUCCGAUUUAUACGACCUCUUCAGCUUUGGCGAUAACAGUCAUAGCAUGGCGAGCGCUAACAGAAGCAAGGUGUUUGAGGGGGCUGAGGUGAAAUACAACAAGCCGGAUGCUAAUGGCCAGCCGGAGAAGCCCUCCAAGAACGUGGUACCCAUAUCCUCCAUCAAGGCCGAAGACGAAAUUGACACAGUUCGCAAGCUCGCUGGUGUCGCUGCGGUGGAAGAGUUCACGGAGGAUAAGACGCUUGAAGACGAGAAACGCAUCACCGAGAGUCUCUUUUCCCGGACGGUCGAGAGCGCGUAUGAGCAUGACCAAAUCAUGAAUGGUAAACAAAGGGUACAAGCGGAUCCGGCGAUGAACCAGAGAGAAGCGCGCAGGUUUGCUGCACAGGCAGAAGCUGCUCUACGGCGGGCAGGCGAGGUGGCACGCCACACGCCCAUCGGCACUGUCACCUGGACGGGCGAGGUUGGCGAAGCCGGUCGUCCCGUUGCACAGCAUCGACGUGGUGGACUGAAUUCUUCGAGCGUCAUGUCUGCAUUGGCCAAUCGUCAGGGACUUAGUGCGCCGACCAGUAGCACAAGUUCACGAUCGGGCACCCCAGGUGCCGAGAAGAAUCUCAUGGAGAAGGAUUUUGUUCCUCUCAUCCAGACCUUUAUCAGACGACAUGGGGGCAAGGCGCCUUCCAAGAUGGUAGUGGAUCACUUCAACCCCUACUGCCAGAAACCGAAGCAAAUCUUGGAGUUUAAGAGUGCCCUGGCUACUGUGGCCGUACUGAGUAAGCCCGGCGGCACAGGCAGGGGCAUGUGGACUUUGAGGCCUGCAUAUAAGUAG